AUGCUAGAGAAGUGUGUUAUUCCGAUCAACUACCGCACAUACUUGAGGUUACGGGCUGAGACGCUCAUGGUCUCUGGUGUGCGCGGCAAUGAGCUAAUGCAGCCAUACUCACUACGGGUAGGCGCAAACAGCCGCCUCGAUGACGUGUUUGAGAGAAACUACCGCCCGAAACAUACACGCACAUACCUACCAGGGAUAGCUUGGAAAGACCUAGCUGGUGCUAUUGCACGGGACGCAACGACCUCUCAAGCUGCUACGGUCCUUGUGAGGCGUGAUCCCAAUGCGCCCGUAUAUAUCACACAGGACGACCUGGACAGCCUCGAGCAGAGACGGGAUAUCACCGAACUUGGAAAGCAAUUUGACAGCAUCAAAAACGACGAACCGAAGCAAGAGUUGAUGGUAAAAUAG
Metarhizium album ARSEF 1941 is the source of this 408-nucleotide messenger RNA. RefSeq lists its product as uncharacterized. Bases 1 to 408 code for a protein of 135 amino acids. The transcript has 2 exons. Lineage: Eukaryota; Fungi; Ascomycota; Sordariomycetes; Hypocreales; Clavicipitaceae. The record is from RefSeq and is a predicted model, not a curated record.